AUGGGCUGCAUCGCAGCAAUAAUCUUCACCGUCCUGGGCUCCUCCUACGGCACCGCAAAAUCCUCCUCGGCAAUCUUCUCCGCCGGCGUCCUCCGCCCCGACCGCCUCAUGCAAAACACCCUCUGCGCCAUCAUGGCCCAGAUCCUCUCCAUCUACGGCCUCGUCGCCGCCGUCAUCAUCGCAAACCGCCUCGUCGAGAAGCAGGCCCUCCACACCAGUUUUCUCCAGCUCGCGGCCGGCAUCAGCGUCGGGCUGUGCGGCCUCGCGGCCGGGUUCGCCAUUGGGAUUGUUGGUGACGCGGGAGUCAGAGCCACGAACCAGCAACCCCGUCUAUACACCGGCAUGGUCCUGAUCCUCAUCUUCGCCGAGGUUCUUGGCCUCUACGGCCUCAUCGUCUCCAUCCUCCUGCUUUCAACCUCACAAACAAACGUCACCGAUUGCUCAAUCUCUUGA
This is a messenger RNA of Colletotrichum orchidophilum, 453 nucleotides long. Its product is annotated as V-type ATPase. The transcript has 2 exons. The record is from RefSeq and is a predicted model, not a curated record. Gene Ontology annotation, cellular component: proton-transporting V-type ATPase, V0 domain. Gene Ontology annotation, biological process: proton transmembrane transport. Gene Ontology annotation, molecular function: proton-transporting ATPase activity, rotational mechanism. NCBI's taxonomy places the organism in Eukaryota, Fungi, Ascomycota, Sordariomycetes, Glomerellales, Glomerellaceae. The coding region runs from base 1 to 453 and encodes 150 amino acids.